Beta vulgaris subsp. vulgaris (sugar beet) is the source of this 819-nucleotide messenger RNA. RefSeq lists its product as hypothetical. The transcript has a single exon. NCBI's taxonomy places the organism in Eukaryota, Viridiplantae, Streptophyta, Magnoliopsida, Caryophyllales, Amaranthaceae. The coding region runs from base 243 to 623 and encodes 126 amino acids. The record is from RefSeq and is a predicted model, not a curated record.
UUGACCACCUCUCCAAGAGAAUCAUAGACUCUCCCAAAACCGCCAAAAAAAGUUUUCUAAGAAAUGUAUAUAGCCCAACUACAACAUCAUCAAAUACGACUUCGUUGCUCUCAAUUCUCAAAACACGUUUUUGAACUUUCUCAUCGUUAAUCCCUGAUUUCCCCAAUUCUAAUCCAUCGAACUUACUUAUCUUUCACAUAUAAACACCAAACUUUCAUCCAAUCCUUCAUCAUACUCCAUCAAUGGCGACGAUCUACAGUUGCAAAGAAUGCGGCACAAAUCUAAACCUAAACACCAUUAACCUCUACCCACCUGAUACCUACUUCGAAGCAGGUAACAAAAACUCCAUCUCUUUCGCAUCAAUCAAUCAAGAGAAUUUCAAAUUCGAAGAGGAAAACAAAAUCAGACCCUUUUUUGAAACCCUAAAUUACUGGGGUAUUGAGAGAAGAAGAACAAAAAUUAAGUGCAAAAAUUGUGGUAAACUUUUGGGUUAUAUCUAUGAUGAUGGACCACCUAUGAUUAAUACUACUGGACAAUUUCAUUUUGGGCCUAGUCAAGUUAUACCCAGAUUUCCCAGGUUUAGAUUCAAGUCUAAGGCUCUUCUACUUACUUCUGAUUCUUAAUAACUUUUGUUGUUGUAAAAACUUUUGUAAAUUUGUUAUUUUUUUAGUUGGGUUAUUUUGUAUAUUGUUAGGGAAUAAAAAAGAUUGUGUUUUUAUACUGAUGUUUGAGAUUUACUUGAUGAGUUUCUUUGAUUGUAUAUAUGAUGUUCUUGUUGGGUGAUUUUGGAAUAAUAUAUUUGUGUUAUUUGGUGAUUAA